UAAGGUUCCAAGUUCUGAGCCCAGGUUCUCUGACUCCCAUGCACCAGCUGUGUGGCCCUCACCUGAAUCCUUCCACCCGAAACUGCGCCCUCGGGUUGCAGGAAAAGGAGGGGAUUGAACCUGGGGAGCUCCAUGCUCCGCGCUGACUUUCUUUCUCUAACUCCAGAAGCACAUCUUGUAGGACUGGUGUCCUGAGGAACUGCUGGGGAAAAGGCCGCUCUGGUCCAAGAGCAUCACUGGACAGGGAGCUCCAGGACCGGCAGGAUGGGCUCAGCCUGUAUCAAAAUCACCAAAUACUUUCUCUUCCUCUUCAACUUGCUCUUCUUUAUCCUGGGUGCCGUGAUCCUGGGCUUUGGGGUGUGGAUCCUGGCCGACAAGAGCAGCUUUGUCGCCAUCCUGCAAUCUUCCAGGUCGCUGAAUGUGGGGGCCUACAUCUUCAUUGGCGUGGGCAGCGUCACCAUGUUCAUGGGCUUCCUGGGCUGCGUCGGGGCUGUCAGGGAGGUCCGCUGUCUGCUGGGGCUGUACUUUACCUUCCUCCUCCUGAUCCUCAUCGCCCAGGUGGCUGCUGGGACUAUUUUCUACUUUAGCAUGGGCAAGCUGAAGGAGGAGAUGGGCAACAUCGUAACUGAACUCAUUCGGGAGUACAGGGACGGUCACGAGGACAGCCUGCAGGAGACCUGGGACUACGUACAGGCUCGGGGGAGCUGCUGCGGCUGGGACAGCUUCAUGAACUGGACGGAGAACGCCGAGCUCAUGAACCGCACGGACAUCACCUUCCCCUGUUCCUGUGAGAAAAAGAACAACAACGACAGCCUCUCGGUGACGACGGGCUUCUGUGUGGUCUCCAGCAGUGGGGGCUCGAGUGGCAACGACCCCAGCAGAUGGCCCGUGUACAAGGAGGGCUGCAUGAAGAAGGUGCAGGAGUGGCUGCAGAACAACCUGGGCAUCAUCCUGGGCGUGUGUGUGGGCGUCGCUCUCAUUGAGCUCCUGGGGAUGCUCCUGUCCAUCUGCUUGUGCCGGCGCAUCCACAGUGAAGACUACAGCAAGGUCCCCAAGUACUGAGGCAGCAGCUGUCCCCACCUUCCUGCUCAUCCCCCAAUGUCAGGCUCCUGUGGCUCUCCCUGGCUCCCUCCUCCGGACCUGCCUCCCACCUCACUGCCCAGGUCCUUCACCCAUCCUGGGCUGACUGGAAGUGGGGUGCUUUCUGGGGCCUUGGGUCCCUCUCUCUGCCUUUCUGCUGCUCUUCUGCCCACUGCCCGCUGGAGUUAAGAGCGACACAGAGAACAUGCUCCCUGCAGCAUCCCUGUGCGGUGGGCUGGGGCUCUGCCUGGCCCCUGGGCUGUAUAUAUUGUUUGGGGGAACGUAUAUUAAAAAUGAGGGUGGGGGUGGAGAAGGCACGCUGCACUGGGCUGCCAGGGACUGCCCACUACGUGGGUCAAUUGUUUCGCCCACUAUGAUGCUUAGAUCUGUGGUUUUUACAUUUUCUUGAAAGUGGUGGGGAAGGGUGGCUUUACCUGACAUUGGGAGCAGCACCCCUUCCCCAGCCUCACCCCGGCAGCUCAGAUCAGCCCAGCCACACUGUGGGGGCCCAGGUUAGCUGGGCCAAUGGAGGCUGCCGGUGGGCAGAGGGCCAAAUGCACCCUGGGCAGCCUGGGCAUGACAUGAACUGACCCCCCCCAGCACCCAGGCUGUCCAGGGAGCAGGGAGGAUGGGAGCCUUCUCGUGGGAGGAGCCAGACUGGCCUGUGCUCCGCCCCGUGGAUGUGACUGUGUCCCGUAGGAGACCGCAUGGAAGUGCCACCACAGUUCUAUAAAACGUGCCCGAUUUAGUGAUUGACUAUUAAAGAGAAUUUGUAACAAUCCAGCCUGUGGACUUGGAGACAC
Messenger RNA from Talpa occidentalis (Iberian mole), 1883 nucleotides. It is a transcript of the gene CD82, whose product is annotated as CD82 molecule. Gene Ontology annotation, cellular component: membrane. The transcript is spliced from 10 exons. The record is from RefSeq and is a predicted model, not a curated record. Bases 265 to 1062 code for a protein of 265 amino acids. NCBI's taxonomy places the organism in Eukaryota, Metazoa, Chordata, Mammalia, Eulipotyphla, Talpidae.